CUUGGAAAAAGAAAUCAUGAAAACGGUUUUGUCCGUAGUUGCUUUCUGCGUCGUGUUGGUGACCAUAAACGCAAAAGAAUCUCCCCCCAAGGUGCAGGUGUACAGCCGUAACCCAGGGGAACAUGGGAAGGACAACACCCUGAUCUGUCACGUGAGUGGCUUCCACCCCCCUGACAUCAGCAUCCAGCUCCUGAAGAACGGUGUGGAGAUCCCAGACGCCAAGCAGACAGACCUGGCCUUCGAACAGGGAUGGCAGUUCCACCUCACCAAGAGUGUUGGCUUCACACCAGACAGCGGAGAGGAGUACACCUGCAGAGUCCGCCACCUGAAGAAUCUGAAGACCUACACCUGGGAACCAGAUAUGUAAGGCUUCGGUGCUCAUCGCUGCAGAAUACACCAGCCUCCGAGAAUCUCCACUCCAGAUGCUGUGGAUAUUCCUGGGAAUCAUCUUCACAACACUAUCCUAUCAAAACUAAUCUUCACAACACUAUCCUAUCAAAACUCAUCUCCACAACACUGUCCUGUCAAAACUAAUCUUCACAACACUGUCCUGUCAAAACUAAUCUCCACAACACUAUCCUGUCAAAACUCAUCUUCACAACACUAUCCUGUCAAAACGAAUCUUCACAACACUGUCCUGUCAAAACACUGCAGGUGAAAUCUGUAAUGACUCUCUGCACAUUGUGACUUAUCAUUGACAUUGAACUUAAAUUGUAUUGUAUUUGAACAGGGCUUGAUUUGUGUGGUAUUUGAUGUGUGUAAGUAAUGAAGCUCGUAUCUGUGUGAUUGUAAAUCUGCACCAGAGGAAAACACCCUAAUUGCAGCCAGGCUUGUCAUGUCAACCUAUACAGUAGAACCUGGGUUAUGUAAUGUGUCAAUCUAUACAGUAGGACCUGGGUUAUGUAAUGUGUCUAUACAGUAGGACCUGGGCUAUGUAAUGUAUCAACCUAUACAGUAGGACCUGGGUUAUGUAAUGUGUCUAUACAGUAGGACCUGGGCUAUGUGGGCUUAUCUCUUAGCUAUGAUCUGGAAAUAAGUACAACUGAUCAACAAUCAAGAUGUGAUUGAUGAGAAGAAAUGUAGAACUUUAAUCUGUUUUUAAAUAGUGUAGAUUAUAAAGUGCUUUCUCUUUGGUUUUUAAAAUCACAUCACCAAAAUAAAUAAAGUCUGACUUGAUUGCCUUUG
Molecule: messenger RNA, 1185 nt
Organism: Salmo salar (Atlantic salmon)
Lineage: Eukaryota; Metazoa; Chordata; Actinopteri; Salmoniformes; Salmonidae
Gene: b2mg
Product: Beta-2-microglobulin precursor
Biological process (GO): immune response
Cellular component (GO): MHC class I protein complex
Source: RefSeq, marked provisional